ACCGAAUACCGUGUCUGUUAUUGCACGUGUCGUUCGCUAUUCGCGGUAUUUAUUCAAUUCAUUUAUUUUUGUGCGUUUUUUUCAUAACUCAAUAUUAUAUUAAAGUUUAUCGUAUCGUGAUAGUAUUAUUUUCAGUUGUUUUUAGUUCUUUUAAUGGUAUUUAUUUAACUGCAAUAAAGACCGUUCACUCAUAGGAUAUGCUUGCCCGGGCGUUUACCGUAGCAGUUGUAGCUUUACUGUGUUUCAGCAAAUCCUUUGGAGAAGAAAGCUAUGGAGACUUCCCAACAGGCGGAGGUGGUGAUUUGGCAUCUUAUCACCAUGCAGGAGGUCACAGCUCCCACGGUAGUUAUGGAGGACAUGGUGGUGGAGGUAGUGGAGGAGGAGGCCACGGAGGUGAGCAUAUUCACAAAGGAGAAGUGAUCCAUCGUCACGUGCACGAGGGAAAAGUGGAACAUAUUCACAAACAUAUUGGACACGCUGAACACGACCACAAACAUGCUGGACAAGCACACCACGAUCAUAAACACACCGGUCAUGCUGGUCAUGAUCAUAAACACCAUGGAACUGCAGAACACAAACAUUCUCACUAUGGAAAAGCCGAACAUGGACACAAGCACGUGGGUUCUGCAGCACAUUCUCAUAAACACCAUGGUGUUGGUGAACAUUCACAUAGUCAUCACGGAAAAGCAGAACACUCUCAUGGUCAUCACGGCCAAGCUGAGCAUAAUCAUAACCACGUUGGACAUGCUGAACACGGCCAUAAGCAUACCGGACAAGCUCAUCACGCGCACAAGCAUCAUGGAUCCGCUGGACACACUCACAAACAUCUUGCACACGCUAAGCAUGCACAUGCACAUGGAGGCCAUGCUGACCACACCCAUAAACAUCAUGGACAAGCAGAUCAUUCACAUGGUCAUCAUGGAAACUUUGGACAUGGACAUGAACACCAUGGAAAAUCACAGCAUCAACAUGCUCAUCACGCUCAAGCUUCUCACGGUCACAAGCACUCUGGUCAUCACGCACAUUCUCAUCAUCAUGGAGUAGAAGGUCAUGGUGGUGGUCAUGGUAGCCAUGGCGGAUAUUUAGUAAAAAGAAACGACGGCGAUCAGGCCGCAAAUUUACAAUCCGAAGGUCUCAGCAAGUUUUAUAAAUCUGCCUCCCAACCCGAACCAUUAAAGAUAAAAGAUAUUCCAUUGGAUGAAUUCCAAGAUACCAAAGUCGAAAUUGCUGACUAUGGUAGUGGUACCGGUCAAGUAGAAUUGGAGAGAUAAACCACUUCAAAUACUAAGUUAUGUAUUCGUCUACGUUUGCCAAGAUAUUAUAACCAUAUCAUUUUAUUUUUAGAAUUCUAAAAUUAUGUUAAUAUUUUAUUGUGCAUAAAUUGUAUUAUUUUGUUUUGCGUUUUUACGCACAUAUAUAUUAGUGCACAUGUACUAAUAUAUUUAUUUUUUAACUCUAAUUAAUCUAAUUUGUUACCAUUUUAUGAAAUCAAUAUAAUACUAGAAAAUACAUGAAGUAUUUU
Daktulosphaira vitifoliae (grape phylloxera) is the source of this 1522-nucleotide messenger RNA. Its product is annotated as histidine-rich glycoprotein-like. The record is from RefSeq and is a predicted model, not a curated record. The coding region runs from base 198 to 1271 and encodes 357 amino acids. The transcript has 3 exons. Lineage: Eukaryota; Metazoa; Arthropoda; Insecta; Hemiptera; Phylloxeridae.